CCAAUUAUAGCUUAUCUUAUUUUAAUGUGUUAAUUGAUGUAUAAAAGCACAUUACGCGGUCGAUUAGCUUCAGUAGAAAUCCCGCAGCUUUCACAAUGCUUGCUCGCAAAUUGACCUUUCUAGGACUUUUAGCAGUUGUUUCUGCCUUUCCGGUGGACCAGGCCAACUGGCAGCUGGUACCCAGUUCGGAUGGUCAUCUACACUUGGUUAACAUCAACCCGUACAACCUUCCGGAAGCAGAUGCCUCCGAACCAGAACUUCACUUCAAUCCUGAAAGUGAUAUCCUGUUCCGUCUAUUUACCCGAGGCAAUCCAACCCAGGCUCAGUUUUUGAACAUUAACAACCCGGCUUCGAUCACUGGGUCAAACUUCAAUCCUGCGCAUCCUACUCGAUUCACCAUCCACGGAUGGAACAACGAUGGAAGUCAUUGGAUGAACAGCGGAAUCCGCGAUGAGCUGCUUGCUAUCGGUGAUUUCAAUGUCAUCACCGUCGAUUGGGGUGUGGCUGCGAAUAACCCAAACUACAUCAGUGCUCGUAAUGCCGUCGGACCUGCUGGGUUCGGUGUUGGUCGAUUGAUUGACCGACUAAUCGAAACGACGGGAGUUAGUGUUAACAAUAUCAACGUAAUUGGGUUCAGUUUGGGAGCCCAUGUUGCUGGAAAUGCCGGGAAGCAUCACGGAGGUAGCAUCAAUUCGAUCAUUGCUCUGGAUCCGGCCGGCCCACUGUUCUCCGCUGGACAAGCUGAUGCAGUGUCACCGCAGGAUGGUCUCUACGUGGAAACGAUAAUGACCAAUGCAGGAUUGUUGGGUAUCAAUGUACCGUUGGGUCAAGCAAACUUCUACCCCAACGGAGGGCGAACACAACCCGGAUGUGGAAUUGACAUUAGUGGUGGUUGUGCUCAUGACCGUGCUCCUGAGUUCUUCAUGGAAUCUCUUCGGUCUUCGGUGCCGUUCCAAGCGACACGGUGCGCCAGUCAUAAUGAAAUUUUGAACGGAGUUUGCACACCCAGUGGUCCGAAUGCCAACAUGGGAGGCCAGCCGUCCAACUUUGGCCGUGGGGUCAACGGCAUUUACUUCCUGACGACAAAUAAUGCAUCACCAUUUGCGCGGGGUUAAAUUAAGAUAAGUUUUUGAAAAU
Molecule: messenger RNA, 1137 nt
Organism: Ochlerotatus camptorhynchus
Lineage: Eukaryota; Metazoa; Arthropoda; Insecta; Diptera; Culicidae
Product: lipase member H-like
Exons: 2
Coding region: 96-1115 (339 amino acids)
Biological process (GO): lipid catabolic process
Molecular function (GO): lipase activity
Source: RefSeq, a predicted model, not a curated record